UUUAGCUCACAACUAUAAACUUCGAUUUUAUCUUUGCUUAUGUACAAAUCUUUAGAUUGGAGUUUAGUUCUUUUGAAGAUAUUUAAAAAUGUGAAAAUAUUAAUUUUUCAAUUACAUUUUUCACUACGGUUUAACUGGUGACAGUGUGAACGUUGUAAAACUUUUGCCAUUUGCAAUAUUACAUACGAAAAGUAUAUAGUUGUAGUGAUAAGCAAGUUGUAUUUGUCAAUAUCACCGUAUUUAUAUUUAGUAUAUAAGCGGACUGAAUUAAGGCAUGUCUUUAAUCAAUUGCAAAGAAGACAGUGCGAAGACCAAUAUACUAAUGGAGGAGGGUGACAGCAGUUUAGAACCUGGUGAAGUGAAAACACCUCCACAUGGCUCUGAGUCAAUGAAGCCAAAAACGUCUGAGGAAAUAAAUACCAAAUGUGGUACACACCAAUAUUUACCCUUCGUGAAAUCAGUCUCUAAGAAAGAGACUGACAAAUGUGCAGAGAAAGUGCGUGCUAUACUGGAAUUAGACGCAAUUAAACGGAAGGAAGAACUAGAACGUAAGAAAGAACAGAAGUCGGAGUUCUUAUCACUCCAAAAUAAAAAUAAGAAAAAGGAACAAAGGAGACACAAAAGUACUAAAGAAGAAAACAAGGUUGACGCCACUGCAGAUCAUAUUCCUGAUAGGUAUCAAGAUGAUUCUAUAAAAAAAACUAAAAAGAAGAACAUCCAUGAAGAUCAUAUAAAUUCUACUCGACCUAUUGUAGAGUCAUUCGAAAGCAUGCGAUCCAUUGGUAGUGCUGUUUCAAUGCCACUAUUGCCGCCAUUGGAUUUUGUUACACCUACAACUAAUGUAGCGUCCAAUUUUUCUCGUGGAUUUACAGGAAUGAAUAACAAUACGAAUUAUCGCUCAUAUAAUCCAUUUAUGAGAACUUACCGUACUGAUUUCCGGCAUAGGGGAGAUGAUUUCCACAAACACAACCGUACACGAUUCCCACGAUUCCGUUCACAAUAUAAUCCAGGGGGUUUUAACGCACCAUCGGAGGAGUCUUGCCAUUCAAUAGUUCAACCCACUAUACCUUAUUCACAGUUACUGUGGACCAAAACCAAACCUUCCAUAUCUUAUGCAUACAAUUUACAUGAUAGGAAUUCUUCUAAAAAUAGUAAGAAAGCAUCGGAAUUAAAUAUUUCGAAAAAGAAAAAGAACAAAAAGUCGAAAGAGCGGGAGGAAAGCAAGUCAAGUCAGUCAAGUCCCAAAAGUAGACGAAAAUCGAGUAAAAGAAAGAAAAUUAGAAAAAUUCGAGAAACAUUACAAUUACAACCGUUAAAAAAUUCCAUAUUUGCAAAUGACGAAGUUUUUUCAAUGAAAAUUAAUAAUUCAGAACCAAACGUCAGCUAUGAAAACCCAAUUGCAGAGAGCGUAGUCCCAAGUUCUUUACAAGCAGACACAAAUAACGAAAAUACAAAUGCUUCGAGUAAAACUGUCAACUCGUCGAAACCUCAAAUUUUGGAUAUGUUUGCAAGUUUGACUCCACCAAAGCAAGAUUCUCCGGCUAUCGACGUGAAAAACUCUUCAAACUCAUCAUCGAAUAUUCAGAUAACAAACAAGCUUCAAGAAAUUCAAGAUCGAAUAGGCAGACUACUUGAUGAUGAUGAACUUAAACUUGAAGUCAUACAAGCAACUAAGGAAAAACUAUUAAAAAAAUCUCUUGAGCAUAUAGGAAUUGGUCAUCCUAAGAAACUUUCAACAAAAAAAUGUGAGGGCUUGAACUUGCCGAUUGGUAACACAUCACCUAAUAGUUCAAAAACAGAGGACAAACUACCCGGAAAACUUUCAAAGAAACGUAUUAAAGAGAAAGAAUUGGUACAUGAAUCCCUAACCGAAACUAAAUUAAAAGGCAAAUCUUUCGAUAUCUUCGAAGAAUCAAAGGUUGAUGUAGGGAAGAAUACAAAAGGUGAUCCAGAUUAUUCUCUUGAUUGCUCUGAUGGCAAAAGUGUUAAUAACAUUUCUGUCAAUCUAAAUUCGUCAAAUUUUAAGCAAAAACCAAUUGAAAACUCACAAUUUGUAAAAAGAGAAUCUGACAAACUUACAAGUUCUUUAGAAGAUUCUCCUUGUGUGCUUUCGAAAUUUGUAACGUGUGUUAACAACGGCAGUCCAGAUACAGAUGACUAUUCGGAUAAUUGGGAGAAUGAUGAUGACGAAAUGGAUUUAAACUCAGUUUUUCCAAAUAUAAAUCAGCAAACUUCUAAAAAUGUCACAAAUAUCGGAAUGGAAAGUCCAUCGUCAAGUAUUCUGGACAGUGCAGAAUCAGAUUCAAAUUCAAAAGUGCAAAGUACAACUCCAAAAAAUUCACCACCUCCUCAAUUAUGCCCUUCACCGAAAUUCAGUUACGAUUCCAAAAAACAUCAAAGGCCAAAUAUAGUUUGUCAGGAAACAAAAGAUAUGCAAUUAUUAUAUAAUCAAUUUAUGAAAAGUGUUGAAAAUGCUGAUAUUGAAAGUGAUCUGAGGUCAAGUGAAAACAUGUCAAUCAGCAAGACUAAUAAGGAGAAAGAAAUCGAACAAUUAUCGACAUCAUCCACUUCUUAUUCGUCCUCUUCCUCUUCAUCAUCUGAUUCCUCGGUCUCAUCAUCGGGCUCGUCUAGUACUACGAGCUCAAGUGAUUCAGCAUCGGACGAUAGUAAUGAUACGGAUAUUAUUAAAAACAAUGAUUCAAAUGCAGCAUGCAUUAAUGAAAACGCAUCCGAAAAAGUCAUCAAACGUCGUUCAUCUGAUGGAGAAAAAGCGACACCGCUUACCGCCUCAAAGGAUGAUUCGAAGCCAAAUGUUGCCAGAGAUCUAAAGAAAUUAGAAAAUCUGGAAGCAAACUUAUUACGAAUACAAAUGAUGCGCGCUAAUUAUGAUUCAGCUGAUGAAAUAAGCGAUGAAUUAUUGAAAAUGGAGAAACUUUUCUUACACGAGAAAAAUAUCAUUUUAAAUAAAUUUAUGGACUCUUCAGCAAAUAAAUCAGUAAAGAUUGAAAAAGAAAGUCACAGCGAUUUGGAUACAAACAUCCAACCGACAGUGGACUCAAUACAAUCGGCUUCAUGCACGCGAGGACAGUUCGUGCAGUCCUUACAAAAAUUGCCAAACAAGGACGGUAUACCCGAAGUUUCAAAUAUAUUUAGCACAAAUCGAGAAGUAAUUAAAUUGACUAUAUCUCCUGUGAAGUUGCCUAAAACUUCUGCUAUAUUCGAAGUAGAUAAUGAUAUGGAAAAUUCUAAACAAGCAAUAGAUUCCCUUGAGAAAAAUAACUCUACGGUUAAACUACCAAAACCCGCAAAAGAAGUUGCAAUAGUCAAGCCUAUAAUGGAAACUAAGGAGUCAACAUCUGCUCAUCAUCAAAAACGUCGCCGAUCACCAAUAAUAUCCCACCAUACUCUCCAAUCAAGGUCUCGGUCGAGGCGAGGACGAGUGCGUUCACUGUCUGUGAGUCCCUCUAGAAAUAGUGGCGGACGCUGCAUAUCGCCUCAAAGACGCAGUGGUUUUUCAAAGCCAACACGCUACCGUAAUUUCGAGCGCCGAAGCCGGAGUCGUAGUCCCAGUUUCAGCCGGCAAAUUAGUCGGCGUUCCGGUGAUAUCAGCCCAAUUCCUAGAAAACGUCGAUCCCUUUUAAAUAUCGACGACCGAUUCCGGAAACAUUCACCCAGAAGGGAUUCUCGCUCACAUUCUCGAUCUCCAUGUUCGCCUCCUAAUCGCCAUCGCGGUGGUCGAUAUUCUCGUUCGCCUUUGCCUUUUAAACCGCCCUCUCCACCCACAGACCCCAAUUUAUCUCCAACUGUCUCACGCCGUGGCAGCUUUUCUCCAGAACGACGGUCUCGUUCUAUCUCCCGUUCACCGAGUAAGAGAACUACAUCACCGUCUGAAAAAUCUUACGAUAGUAGCAGACAUCGAUCAUUAUCACCAAAACAUCGGCUUUAUAAACAACAUCCCACCCACCAUAGCAGCACAUCAUAUUACUUCAAUCACUCGCCGAAUAGAAUAUCUUUGGAUGCCCGUAUAAAUAUCGUGCUCAAUGGACCGUCUUCUGGUAACAAUGAAAAUAACAAUAACAUUCAAGCAUACGAAGAUUACGGUCAUUAUGGUCAGUAUGGGCCAGCAGCUUAUAUGUCUUUACCAGGCGACACCAAUAGCUUUUACGCAAACCAAUACGUACACAUUACAAACUCUGGAGCUAGUGGCCCUCCAACACAUGCCAUUCAACAGUCAUACCCAAACCUUAGACCUGUUGGUACAGAUGAAUCAGAGGUAUUUUCAUCAAUACAGCAGCACAUGAACGUGAAUACAUCCAACUUUUACUACAAUCGUUUUGGUACACAGCCUUUCGGAUAUAAUCAACCGUCACCAUUACUAAAGGAGCUACCCAAAGCCACGGUAGCAGUGCAAAAGGGAAAUGUACUUGAAAUUGUUCCAUGUAGUGACUUGCUAACAGGUAACGUCGCAGGAAAUACACAUGCCGAUAGUGAAAAUCGAAUAAAAAAAGAUAGUUCUAAUGAAGAGGUUAUAGAAGAAAAUUCCGGUUCUAACGGUGAGAAAAACAAACGCAGUAUUUUGAAGGCAUUGGAUGGUGAAACAAAUUCAUUGCAGACCGGCUUGGUGAGUGCACCGAAGAAGAAACAAGUAAAUUUCGAAGAUGGAGUCUUUCCAAAUCACAAUAGUGACGAAGAAGACCGUAAGGUGAUAGAAGCGAAAAUACGUGUGAAGAUGCGCAGAUUGAAGAAGAAACAUGGGAUUACGCCAUCAUGUUAUAAUUUGUUCGAAGAUAAAGUCCGUAAAGAAAAGCAAAAAGGAAGCUCCAAUAAAAAGGACCAACAGCCACCGCCACCCCCAAAUGGUUUUCCACCUACAAAUUUGGAGCAGCCAAUUUAUUUGCGAACUCAUACACCAACACCACUUUUAUACUUUCACUUCGAUGGAGUUGUUCAUUCAAUGUAUGUAUCGCAAAUGGAAAGACCAAUACCUCCACGACUUCUUAAUCCGAAGUGUUUAACAUCAAGUAGUAUUGGCAUAGUUACUCAUGCUGAUUCACAAUCUCCACUUUACAUGCAGUCACCAAUUACCGCGGUAGCACCACAUUUGCAUACAAGUAAAAAGGAUACCCUUGCAACAUUCACCCGCCCGAAUAGAAAUGAAAAUCUUUCUCCAAAAGUGAUUUCUUCAACUUCAGCACUGCAACAGACUGGAAGCCCGAAAAUAAAUCUUAAAAUUUAUUCGCCAAUCGAAAAUGUGCACCACACAGAAAUUAGUAAUGUCACAUUGCCGAGUACAUCGCCUAAUAGCAUAAAGGGUAACACCAUUCAUACAAUCUCAUCUGGGCCGAUAGCGAAUCAUUUAUUACCAAAGCGACAAGAUUCUCCAAAAGACGCUGUUAGCACACGUACAAAUAUUUCAAUGGGAUUGUUACCUUUACCCGUAACUCACCCUCCUAUAUCGCAAAAUACACCAAUCACAUCACACACCCGUAUUCCAGUUAUAGGUGUACCACCAACAGUAGUCCCUAAAGUAAUGUCGGCUACAUCAGAACCAUAUAUGCCUGGAUUUCCACAUACAAUGCUACAAAAUACACAUCCACAUCAUUCACUUAAUCAAAAUUACACUGUGCCCCCAUCUAUAGCUCAAACAAACAACCCACAUAUGGCAAUUGGGGUGCAACCAUAUUUUAAUCCCCCGAUUCAUCGAAUGCCCCGGCCCUUACCAAAUUAUAUGGGUCAGCAGAAUCAACCAAGUCCCUCCUCGUCGAACUUGCCUAUCGGUCACUUGGUAGAUCCCGUAGAAACUGCUAAUUCCGACUUGGAUAAAUUUACUAGCCCACAAACGAUGGCGAUUCCAUUCAAUUUUAAAGGACCGUAAAGGAGCUGGUAUUUUACAUUAUAUAUAUAUAAGUAUAGAAUAGAAAUAGUAUUUGUAAACUAAAAGGAUUAGCCAUAAAUUGUUUUUUUUUUUUAAUCAAAUAUGUUCUAUUACUUGAAUCGCCUUAAAUGGAAAAAUACAUAGAAAAUAUGAAUCAGUUGCCGACUAAGGCUCCAUUUAUGUACAUACCUAUAUACAUUUGUGUAUAUAUUUAUAAUCAUUGCGAAACAAUAUCUACAUUUGUGUAAUAAUAUAUGUAUGAAUAUAGAAUACUUUAAAACUUAGCAAAAGCAUUGGUGAAGUUAAAUACUAUAUGCAUAAAUUCAUCGAAUUACAUACAUACAUACAUAUAUGAAAUUAAUUCAUACAUAAUUUUUCAUUUGGUAAUAGAAUUAUUUAUUGUAAGUUGAAUGAAUAUAUAGGCAGAUGUGCAACAAAUUGAUAUCCUUGUAGCAUCAUCGCCUUGAGUAAUCUGCUUGAGCACUGGAGCGUGACCUCAGUAGGCAAGCUUGAAAUCGUCAUUGGGUAGUAAUUUUUUAACUACGUUUUGUAUUCGACUACUAAGUUAUUGUCGUCUAUAUCGGCAGAUCGAAAGCUUUUGGUCAUGGUUUUGGUUUCUAUAGAUUAUGUAUAGUAUACUAGCUUCAACAAGUACGAACCUUCUGUCAACUCUAUUUAUUGUACAUUUAAAUACAAGAUUAAUAUUCAUCUUCAUA
Molecule: messenger RNA, 6591 nt
Organism: Bactrocera dorsalis (oriental fruit fly)
Lineage: Eukaryota; Metazoa; Arthropoda; Insecta; Diptera; Tephritidae
Gene: l(3)psg2
Product: NK-tumor recognition protein
Exons: 4
Coding region: 275-5875 (1866 amino acids)
Source: RefSeq, a predicted model, not a curated record